AUGGCUGCCGUCUACAAGACAGUGUCUAAGAAGAAGUCUCGGCAACUCGCCGAAGAUCAGGAAGAUGUAGAUAUGGAGAUGGAAGAUCUCGCCGGAGCCGACGACACAAGCGACAGCGACGAAGACGAAGAUGAGCACACUGUGGAAGCGGCCCAGAAGCAACUUGCCUCUGGAUUCAUGCCGAAGACUCGUGUCCUUAUGUUGACUUCAAGAGGUGUGACAUAUCGCCAUCGACACCUGCUGUCCGAUCUCUGCUCCUUGCUCCCUCACACGCACAAAGAAAGCAAAUUAGAUACGAAAAAGAAGACGGCCGGUUACAAUCUACUCCUGAACUCCCUCGCAGACCUCCACUCAUGCAAUGUCAUUUUCUUCCUCGAAGCACGCAAGCGCGGUCAAGAUCUGUAUCUAUGGCUGUCUCGUCCUCCCAACGGACCUACGAUCAAGUUUCAUCUCACCAACCUGCACACAAUGGGUGAAUUGAACACUGGAUUUAGCGGUAACUGUUUGAAGGGUGGCCGUGGCAUUGUCGUUUUCGAUCGGUCGUUUGACGAACAGGGUCCGGUUAUGAGCAGCCCUGGAAACGAGUACCGCGGAUUGAUCAGAGAAAUGCUGCGUGGAGUUUUCUGCGUGCCCAAGCGUGGAGUCAAGGGCAUGAAGCCUUUCAUUGACCGAAUCAUCGGUGUCUUCGGUGUGGACGGCAAGAUUUGGAUUCGCGUCUACGAGAUUAGAGAGUCCGAAGGUGGAGGCAAAAAGGACGACGAAAACGGCAAGCCCACGCCCAAGGGCAAGAAUGUUCAACCAGAGAUCUCCCUCGUUGAGGUCGGACCUCGCUUCGUCCUUACGCCAAUCGUCAUUCUUGAAGGCAGUUUCGGCGGCCCUGUCAUCUACGAGAACAAGGAGUAUGUGAGCCCGAACCAAGUCCGCAGCGAGAUUCGGUUGAGCAAGGCGGCGCGUUACGCGAAGCGUCGGGAUGUUCAAACCAACUUGAUUUCGAAACGCUCUACGUUGGGCUUGGCAGAAGGCGAGAGAAAGCCAGAUGCUCUCGACACUAAGAAGCUCUUUUCUUAA
Molecule: messenger RNA, 1068 nt
Organism: Aspergillus thermomutatus
Lineage: Eukaryota; Fungi; Ascomycota; Eurotiomycetes; Eurotiales; Aspergillaceae
Product: ribosome biogenesis protein BRX1
Exons: 2
Coding region: 1-1068 (355 amino acids)
Biological process (GO): ribosomal large subunit assembly; rRNA processing
Cellular component (GO): nucleolus
Molecular function (GO): rRNA binding
Source: RefSeq, a predicted model, not a curated record